Molecule: messenger RNA, 654 nt
Organism: Camelina sativa (false flax)
Lineage: Eukaryota; Viridiplantae; Streptophyta; Magnoliopsida; Brassicales; Brassicaceae
Source: RefSeq, a predicted model, not a curated record
CAAGAUUGUGGGUGAAUCGUGCAAGGAUGCGACUUGUCUCAAUAAAAUAGUGUGUACAAACAAAUUGAAUAUUUUUCGAAUACAUACAAAAACAUACAUUCCCUUCUUCAAUUAUCAAAGCCUCCAUGUCUGAUCAACUCUAAACCUCAAAAAAAAAUAUAAAAUAAUAAUAUAUAGUCCAUACAUAUACAGCCACCAAGUCAGGGCCCUGGCUCUGCCAUCAUCUGACUUAAAUGAAGGAGACGAUGAUCCGGCGGCGCACCCUCAUGUUCUGCGAGCAACUCUCACUUCCAUCAUUUCAAGUUAUAGUGAUAAACGCAGAUGUGGGAUGUGUCCGUUGUCAAGACAGAGUCUCUCAGAUUGUUUCCAAGAUGACCGGAAUCGAAGAAUACGUGGUUGAUUUGAAGAAGAAGUUGGUCAUGGCACGAGGUGACUUCAGGCCACGUUUGGUUUCUCUUUCUCAUCGACAACAAGUCAAGGACGUUAUCUCUCAAACUACUCCUUCUCAAAACGCCAAACGCCUUUUGCGACCUCUAAACCUCUUCUUUCGCUCCAUUUUUUCUCUUUGUUUACGUCCAAGCACACACUAUAAAAAUUCUCUCACUUGCUACAAAGCACUACACUAAUUUAUCUAAGUACCAAGUACUUAAAAUA